Messenger RNA from Arvicanthis niloticus (Nile rat), 582 nucleotides. NCBI's taxonomy places the organism in Eukaryota, Metazoa, Chordata, Mammalia, Rodentia, Muridae. The record is from RefSeq and is a predicted model, not a curated record.
AUGGAGGGUCCAAACAUCAAUUAUGUGCUUCAUAUGAGACCUGAGGAAGAUGAGGAAACCACUUCAGGUACGAAGGCACUGACAGACUUGCUGGCUGGAGAGGGAAGAAAGGAGGAAGAGAGUAGAGGGAGCCAGCCUGGGUCAGGAGCAGCAGCAGCAGCAGAAAGGGAAGGAGCAGAAGAAUUAAGUGGAGAAGGUGGGUCUGCUGCUGGUGCUGCAGGCCUCAUGGAUAACAGGAACCAAGAGGACAAUGGCGCCACUGGCUAUAACCAGGAGAAUGAGAAGCAGCCAGAGGAGCCAGUCCCCGAUUGCAUGGGGGAUUUAGAAAAUGUAAAGCCUGUGCCAGGACAGUGGUCCUGUGUUAAUCCUGUGAGAGUGUUGGUGCCUGAAUACCACCCCCAUCAGCAACACAGGUUCGCCCUGCUGCAGCUACAAGAGCUAGAGAGCAUCUUACAAAGAAAUCACUACAUCAGCACUACGGAAGCAAAACGUCUGGCAAGAUCCAUGGAUGUGAGUGAAGCCAGAGUGCAGAAAUGGCUUUUGAAGUGGAGAGAAAAAUACAGGAGUUAUAAGAUGCUGUAA